GCUGUGGCCACACCCAUCGGCGAGCGGAUCCACGGGCAGCGCGUCGUCGGCCGCCGCGCUCCAGCCUCCGCCCGCACCGAGCCGCGGGACCCGGCCGCACCGGGGAGGGGCCUCUCCGGGCCGCAGCGCGAGGGCAGCGAGGGCGGCGGGGACCCGGCACCGGGCGCGGCCGGCGGCAGCGACCAUGAUCGCUUUGUUCAACAAGCUGCUGGACUGGUUCAAGGCCCUGUUCUGGAAGGAGGAAAUGGAGCUCACGCUGGUGGGGCUGCAGUACUCGGGCAAGACCACCUUCGUCAACGUGAUCGCGUCAGGACAGUUCAAUGAGGACAUGAUCCCCACUGUGGGUUUCAACAUGCGCAAAAUCACCAAAGGGAAUGUGACCAUCAAGCUCUGGGACAUUGGGGGACAGCCCCGCUUCCGCAGCAUGUGGGAGCGCUACUGCAGAGGAGUGAGCGCCAUCGUGUAUAUGGUGGAUGCUGCGGACCAGGAGAAGAUCGAGGCCUCCAAGAAUGAGCUCCACAACCUGUUAGACAAGCCACAGCUACAAGGCAUCCCGGUCUUAGUUCUUGGUAACAAGCGAGAUCUCGCAGGAGCCCUAGAUGAGAAGGAGCUGAUUGAGAAAAUGAAUCUGUCUGCUAUUCAGGACCGAGAGAUCUGCUGCUACUCCAUCUCCUGCAAAGAGAAGGACAACAUAGAUAUCACCCUACAGUGGCUUAUUCAACACUCAAAGUCACGGAGAAGCUGAGACUGUGGCUCUUCUUCGGACCAGGGACCACAGGCACCUAACCUGAAGCCGAGCUCCCCGCCCGCCCUGUUGUCUCCCCCUAACCCUCUCCUCUUUACCUAGUGUGGGGAGGACCCUCUGGGCUCCUAGAGUCCCAUUCUGCUGAGGUUUCAACUCCUGUUUUUAUUGUAAAAUAAUUGCCCCCCCAAUCUGGUCCCCUAACCUCUCUCCCUUGCUCUCUUUGUCCUUUCAGCCAGCCCCCCUUCCCUCCCCUCGCCAUAGCCCUGCCCCACAACCCCUGUCCUUACUUCCUGCCCCACCCUUUUUCUUCCCUUUUCAACAGUUAUUGUCCUGUGUGUACAGUAUAUAUAUGUAUAUAUAUUUUAAUUUUUUAAUUUAAGCAAAGACUAAGAUCAACCAUUUGAUGCUGCAGGGGCCAAUUAGGACCUGGGAGGGACAAACUGGAAAGGCGGGAAGAGAUGCAGGGUCAGGGUCAACUUGGGGCAAAUUCAGAUGCAAAAAAGAGGAGGCUGACACUUGGGACAGGCACCGGCCUGGCCACUGGUGGUUGUCCCCAUGUCCUGUAAAGUGUUUCUGUCUCCCAAUAUAGGGCCUGAAUGGUCAGGCUGGCUGGCACCUCCUUUUCUGUCCCCAGCCUUGGUAGGACCCCAGGCCUAAGGAGGAAUGCCAUCCCAGUGAUCCCCACCCUCACUGCUCCUGGCCCCAGCUCCUGCCCCUACCCAGGGCCCCCACCUCCACGGCCCAUCUCAUUUUCUGUUCUCAUUUCAUAGUUGUACGAGGAGAGAACUCAGCAUGGGGGGGUUGGUUCUUUGGUUUUAUUCGUUUGUUUGUUUAACUUAAUAAUUUGUAAAGUGAUGUUCUUCCUUUUUACACUUUUCAGCUCAUAUUUAACCUCUGUUUGGAAAAUGAUUCUUGUUAACUGUACUUUUUUUUUUUUUUUUUUUUGCCUCCUAAUAAUGACAACAAUAAAUUACCAAUUUUGUGUUGGGGGUGU
Psammomys obesus (fat sand rat) is the source of this 1739-nucleotide messenger RNA. RefSeq names its product ADP ribosylation factor like GTPase 8A (gene Arl8a). The coding region runs from base 185 to 745 and encodes 186 amino acids. The transcript is spliced from 7 exons. Gene Ontology annotation, molecular function: GTP binding; GTPase activity. Gene Ontology annotation, cellular component: lysosomal membrane. The record is from RefSeq and is a predicted model, not a curated record. NCBI's taxonomy places the organism in Eukaryota, Metazoa, Chordata, Mammalia, Rodentia, Muridae. Gene Ontology annotation, biological process: protein transport; anterograde axonal transport.